AUGGACCUCGCCAGCGGCCUGCGGGAGCGGCUGCGGCAGUUCUGGGCCGACCACUUCUCGCAGCGCUUCUCGCCCCGGCGCCCGCCGCUGCGCCGCGUCUCCUCCACGUCCACCUUCUACCUGCUGGACCACCGCACGCGCCACGCGGAGCUGGGGCUCGGCUACGGCGCGCCGCGCACGCGCCUCGGCGACCGGGCGUUCGUGUUCCGCAGCGGCCGCUGGGCCGCCGAGGGCCCGCCGGGGCGGCUGAGGCCGGUGCUGCCCGCGCCGGCCUCCGCGGGCUGGAAGGCGCAGGUGCAGCGCGGCGGCCAGGUGCUGCUGGAGGAGAACAACUACCUGCGGCUGCAGCAGGAGGUGCUCAUGGACAUGCUCACCGAGACCACGGCGCGCAUGCACCUGCUGGAGCAGGCGGACGAGGCCCGCCAGCCGGCCGCGCGCCCGGCCGAGGACGCGGCGCAGGCGCGAGGGGGCGGGCGGCGCCCUCACCCGCGAGUCCUGGUGACACAAUAAAGCCGGCGCGGGCGGCUCCCGCGCGCCUCCCCUGCCAGCCGCCCGGCGCGUUUGUGGAGCCCCGCGCGAGGGGCCCGGGCGCCCGCGGACCGGCCUCUGGAGCCCGGGGUGGACAGGAGAUCGGGGAGACUUGGCCUCCCUGGACCUUCGUUCUGUCCAGCAGCAGCUGUGUGGAGCCGACUGUGGCUGUCACCUCCUGGUCAGCUUCACUCCUUUUCCCUUCAGUCGCUCUGAUUUGGGUCUUGCUCUGGAGCCAUUUUUAGACCAUGUUCUCUCCCAGGAUGUGGGGGAUCCACUCCCCCAACACACACACACACACACACACACACACACACACACACACACAUUAUAUAAGGUGCUGCAUGGAGUGAAUUGCACUUGUGAGUGACAUCGCAGUGCAACGAAGGUGAUGACACUGGUCCUUGCAAUCUGCAGCCUCUCUCCUGGAACAGGGACAGGCUGUUUUGGUUUCCUCCAGAAAUCUGAGUCCCAGGACUCUGGCCCAUUUCCCCAGAGCAGUGGUUCUCCACCUUCCUAACGCCGCGGCCCUUUCAUACAGUUCCUCAUGUUGUGGUGACCCGCACCCAUAAAAUUAUUUUCGUUGCUACUUCAUAACUGCAAUGUUGCUACUGUUAUGAAUCGUCAUGUAAAUAUCUGAUAUGCAGGAUGUAUUUUCAUUGUUACAAAUGGAACAUAAUUAAAGCGUAGUGAUUCAUCACAAAAACUAUGU
This is a messenger RNA of Myotis daubentonii (Daubenton's bat), 1240 nucleotides long. It is a transcript of the gene CBY3, whose product is annotated as chibby family member 3. The transcript has 2 exons. The record is from RefSeq and is a predicted model, not a curated record. Lineage: Eukaryota; Metazoa; Chordata; Mammalia; Chiroptera; Vespertilionidae. Bases 1 to 510 code for a protein of 169 amino acids.